CAAGGCUUCCUGGGGAGAACAUCUCACUAUGGGAGCGACCACUGAAAAGCCCCUGUCCGUAGCAGCCACCCACUUUUCACAGAGGAGGGCUGCCGAAAAUGACCUUAGCCUCCCAGACAGUGGAAAUCAUGAAAGGAAAGCUGUCAGGGCUUACACACCUCAUAAGAAGGGUCCUGCUGGAUUGGCUCACAAGGCCCUCUAGGCCAGCGUCCUUACAGGACAUUCCGGGAACAGAUCUUUCCUGGUGUUUUCAAAGGCUGUGCAUUGCAGUAAUCCAAACGAGAGGUUACCGGAGCAUGGAUUCCUGUCCCUCUGUCCAAAUAGGAUCACAGGUGGGAGUAGUUCUCUUCCUGGGAGAAGGGGAACCGAUGCUUCUACAAAUUGCCGUUACUGUGCACAGUCACGUCGGUCACUGUGUUUUUGCAAAGCAAAAUACUUUUGUUUUGGUUCCACCAUCUGCUCUGCCACCUGGUGAUGUUCUUCAGGGCCUCUCCUCAGGGCUUCUCGCCCGGUCGCAGGCGACAGCUGCAGCGGGGCGGAUGUUCUCUGGUUCUGGUCCCGUGGCCCAGAAGACUCCCCCUUCGCUGUGGAAACUGGGCCGGCUCAACCACGUCGCCAUUGCCGUGCCCGAUCUGGAAAAGGCCACGGCUUUGUACAGGGACGUGCUGGGGGCCCAUGUGAGCGAGGUCACCCCCCUCCCCGAGCACGGCGUCUACACCGUCUUUGUGGAGCUGGGGAACACGAAGCUGGAGCUGCUGCACCCGCUGGGGGAGAAAAGCCCUAUUGCAGGCUUCCUGCAGAAGAAUAAGUCUGGGGGGAUGCACCAUAUUUGCCUGGAGGUGGACAGUAUUGCGGAAGCCAUAGGGGAGCUGAAGGAGAAGAAGAUCCGCCUGCUGACGGAAGAGCCCAGAAUUGGUGCCCAUGGGAAGCCCGUGGUUUUCCUCCACCCCAAGGACUGUGACGGAGUCCUGGUGGAGCUGGAGCAAUCCUAAAAUGGGAUCCAGCCUCGCGGUGGGAGCAAGGAGCGAGCAUCCAGACUGCGGUGGGAAGGGGCACCAAUUGGGGGCCGCAUAUUCUUCAGAAUCACAAUGAUUGUUUUGUUCACGGAGGUUUUCUUUUGGUCUGUGCAGCUUGGUGCAUACCGAGAAUUUUUCCGGCUGCCUCACCACUCCUGGGCAUAAUUUUGCAUCCGUUUGAUAGAUUUCUAGGUCAUCCUUCAACGUUCUGCUCUACAUUUCUGAGCGCGAGAGGGAGAGGCAGUCGGCUUCUCUCCAGUAUUCCCUUAAGAAAGAACCAGCAUGCAAUCAUCUGAUUUCCUGAAUUCCCCAUUCUCAGGAUUCUCCAAGCAUCACAUUCACUGGUUCCCUCAAUUAUGGGAUGCUUGGUGUGCUUGUGAUUGCUAAGCUCUUCCUUACUGUACCAUUCUUUUUCAAGAAGGCGCCAUUUGGAUGCUGUAAAAAUGCACAUUUAUGGGGAAAAAGCCUCGUGGAAGGCACAGAAUCUUCAUUAAUGCUCCAAGUGAAUGACACCAACAGAAGCAUAAUAUAUAUGUUGUUGUUUCAAAUUACUUUAAUUUAUGAAUGGUAAUUAAAACCCAUGCAUUUC
Messenger RNA from Varanus komodoensis (Komodo dragon), 1605 nucleotides. RefSeq names its product methylmalonyl-CoA epimerase (gene MCEE). Bases 99 to 992 code for a protein of 297 amino acids. Lineage: Eukaryota; Metazoa; Chordata; Lepidosauria; Squamata; Varanidae. The record is from RefSeq and is a predicted model, not a curated record. Gene Ontology annotation, biological process: L-methylmalonyl-CoA metabolic process. Gene Ontology annotation, molecular function: methylmalonyl-CoA epimerase activity. The transcript has 3 exons. Gene Ontology annotation, cellular component: mitochondrion.